AUGGCGCAGAAUUUGUUUUCUAAUAUAAAUAAUAAUAGUUGUAUAUUUCAUGAUAAUGAUUACCUGUUAUCACCGCAAUCAAAUCAGUUAAUCAAUGAAAUUGACUAUCAAAUUAUCCACCAAUCAAUUAAUACAUUCAUAACUUUGGACAUCUUAAAGAUAACAAUCAAUAGUGGAAAUGCAAGUGGACUUUACACUUGCUAUUCAAACAAUUUAACAACAAUCAACACUGAUCAAAUUGAUUCAAUGUCUUUUCAAGUUAUCGCAACAUCAUCUCGAGAAUACGCUGAUUACAAAUUUAAAAGACCAAGUAUAACGGGAUUUAUAGUUGGCAUGAUUCCGUCGAUUAUGCUUUUCUUUUAUAUUAUCAUGAGCCUUGGGUACCGAUCGAGAUACGCGAUGGACCAGGAAGAGGAAGAAGAAGGAUUUGGAAUAUAAAGUCAAUUUAUUAAUAGUUUUGAUUAAACAGCCGAACAAAAAUCAAUUGUUGUUAACAAACCGAUCAAGUUUUUAAUAAUAAAAGUAUUUUUUUACAAACAAAAAAUGCAUGAGAUGCAAAAGGCUGUUGUUUUUCAGGAUUCUCAAUCAAUUUAACCCAAGUUAUGAGACCAUUUCAUGUCUAACGGCGCAUUUCUGUCGUUUUAAUUUCAAAGUUCCUAAAAACAACGAUCAAAGCUUAAUUAAUCAUUUUCUGUACAAUUGGUAUAUUUAAACAGCUAAAACUCAUUUAAAAGUAAAUCCAAUCAACAUUAACUGAGUGAAGUUAAAUUUAAACACCGUUUGAUAAAUUUUUAUUUU
Molecule: messenger RNA, 798 nt
Organism: Panonychus citri (citrus red mite)
Lineage: Eukaryota; Metazoa; Arthropoda; Arachnida; Trombidiformes; Tetranychidae
Exons: 3
Coding region: 1-438 (145 amino acids)
Source: RefSeq, a predicted model, not a curated record